Molecule: messenger RNA, 1091 nt
Organism: Sinocyclocheilus grahami
Lineage: Eukaryota; Metazoa; Chordata; Actinopteri; Cypriniformes; Cyprinidae
Product: serine/threonine-protein kinase Nek3-like
Exons: 8
Coding region: 264-1091 (275 amino acids)
Biological process (GO): protein phosphorylation
Molecular function (GO): protein kinase activity; ATP binding
Source: RefSeq, a predicted model, not a curated record
UCUGUAUCUGAAACAAACUAAUGGUGAUACUAUAGUCGCGCGGCCACUGUCCUGUCCCGAGCAAAUACAUCCUUAAUCCAGUUUUGCACUGGUUAAUACUACUGAGUAAAUACAGAAAUAUAUGUUGCCAUUCAGUUGUCUGGUGUUCUGUUUAAAGCUCGAACAGGUGAAAAACAGACAAAGAUUUAUUUUUGUAUUACUACGCUAAGAAAGAAGAAGAAAAACAGCUUUAAGCAUUUAUUCAGUGUCUGACAGUUGCUAUAAUGGAUCAAUAUUCAUUCGUGAAAGUCAUUGGCGGAGGAUCUUUUGGUCGAGCUCUUUUGGUUCAACCUAUAAACGAAGAGCAAAAUUAUGUUAUGAAGGAAAUACGACUGCCAAAGGCUGAUUUUGGGAUAAGAAACAGCAGAAGAGAAGCUGUGCUUCUGUCCAGAAUGAAGCAUCCAAACAUUGUGGCAUUCAAAGACUCAUUUGAAGCUGACGGUCAUCUGUACAUUGUGAUGGAGUUCUGCAGUGGUGGAGAUCUUCUUCAAAAGAUACGGCAGCAAAAAAAUGCCCUGUUCUCUGAGGACGUGAUCCUGAAGUGGUUUGCACAGAUGUGUCUAGGCACCAAACACAUUCACGACAAGAGAGUACUUCACAGGGAUUUAAAAUCAAAGAAUAUUUUCUUGACCGACAGUGGAACUGUGAAGGUGGGGGAUUUUGGUUCAGCUUGUUCUCUAUACAGUGCAAAAGCAUAUGCUCAGACAUAUGUGGGUACUCCAUAUUAUGUGUCUCCAGAAAUAUGGGACAACAAACCGUACAAUAAUAAAAGUGAUGUCUGGUCUCUUGGCUGUGUCUUGUAUGAACUUUGCACACUCCAGCACCCGUUUCAGUCACGUAGCUGGAAGAGUCUGAUCUUGAAGGUGUGUCGUGGGGCAUAUGCACCUUUACCCAGUCACUUCUCCUACGAGCUGCACUACCUCAUCAAACACAUGUUCAAGACUAACCCUGGAGACAGACCCUCAGUACACACAAUCCUCAGCUCUCACCGUGUGUCUCAACUGCUGCAUAAACACCUGGUGCCAGAGGUACAUCAGCUCAUUCUUCAAUGA